This is a messenger RNA of Diatraea saccharalis (sugarcane borer), 1986 nucleotides long. The record is from the annotation of a GenBank genome assembly. NCBI's taxonomy places the organism in Eukaryota, Metazoa, Arthropoda, Insecta, Lepidoptera, Crambidae.
AUGUACAGAACAAACAAGACAUCGCAAACGGGAAACGUAAGGAAGUCGACCACCACAAGUCCAAAUUUGACAGAGAGUCGCAAAGAAAGAAUAAGGCGAUCAGAAGAGAGGACAAUGGAAGAAUUAAUCCUUCUAUUGACAGAAAUACUUAAUAGUAUACCUAAACAAAUAUACAGCGCUAUGAAGAGAGAGGUUAAGGAAAGUCUGGAGAAGACAACAAGUGCAGGCCUUAACACUCUGAACGAGCUACGUACGAAAAUCAUAAAUAGAGAAGAGGACCUUAAGAAGGAGAUAGAGAGAGAAAAAGAAAAUAAAACAAUAAAGGAUCAAAUAGAAGAAAUGAAGAAGAUGAUGAAGGAAGACAUGGAAAAGAUAACAAAGGAGAUAAACUAUCAACAAGAAACAACACUGAAACAUAGAGAAGAGAAGAGAAGAAGAAGGGAAGAUGACGAAUCAGUCACUACAAAAUUCCUAAGGAUGAUUGACUACAAGCUCGAAAAUAUUAAGAAUAGGGAAGAAGCAUUAUUUGAUAGGCUGGCAGACAGGUCUCUGAAGGACAGCGAAUUUGUUAUCGCAACGGUUAUAAAGAAACUGGACGCAGUUGAAGAAAACCUGACAGCGGAAAAAAUUAAGCUGGACCGGAGGAUAGGAGAAAGGCUGGGAGGAGAAACGGAAACAAUAGAAGGAGAAACAAACAUGAGAACAAAUAGUGAAAUAGAACGACAAAUAAAGGAAACAGGAAAGGAAAUCACUGCAGAAAUCACAAAAACCAUAGAUACAGUCAUGACCGAAUGCAUGCAAGACCUCCAUAAUGCGAUUACGUAUAGCGGAACUUCACCUGAGGAAAACUCCGUAGUUAUAAAGCGAAUAGACACCCUUGAAACAAAUAUAAAAGACGAAAUACAGGAUACAAAAGAAGAAAUCGCAAAAAAGAUAGAUGAAAACAAAACAACCAUUACAAAGCACAUAGAAACAACAAUAACAAAGGAAGUCUUAACACACCAACCAUACACACCUACUCACACACUCACAAGAACGUACGCAGGAGUUGCAAAAGGCAAAAACCACCAAAUGCCAAAGACGCUACAUUCGGUCCUUAUAACAUCAAAAAAUAAAAUGGACACUGCAGAGAAAGUUAUAGGUAAAGCAAAGGAAAUAUUAAAACCAGAGAAAAAUAGAAUACAGAUAGAACGAAUACGAAAAGUCAAGGAUCAAAGGGUAAUAAUUAGCUGCAUAAACGAAGAAGAAACAGAACAAAUAAAAGAACGAAUAAAGAACAGCGAAGAGUUAGAAGUAGAAAGAGUAAAAAAUAAAAAUCCAUUAGUAAUUAUAAAAGAAGUAAAGUUUAAAAUGACGGACAAUGAAAUUAUAAAUGCUAUAAAAAAUCAAAACCCGGACAUCUGCAUAGAAGAAGGACGGGAAAGAGAGGAAAUUAAAAUAAAAUACAGACGAAGGACCAUAAAUACCGAAAAAUGCCACAUAAUUGUACAGGUAACACCUGAAAUAUGGAAGAAAAUGGACACUAAAGGGCAUCUGUACAUAGAAAUGGAAAGGGUGAAGGUAGAAGAUCAAUCUCCCCUUAUCCAAUGUACCAGAUGCCUGAACUUUGGACAUGGAAAGAAAUUUUGUUCAGAUAGUGUGGACAGAUGCAGUCACUGCGGGGGAUUACACCUGCGGGCAGAAUGCCCAGACAGAAAAGCAGGAGUCCCCCCGCAGUGCUGCAACUGCACACAUAAUAAAGCUCACUCUGGUCGCGGUUUGAUGUCUUCGGACCUGGGCGUUAACUCCGGCGAGCCGUGUAAAAUUUACGUCACCGAACAUUUGUCCCCAGAACAAAAGUCAUUACAUGCUGAAACUAGAAGAGUGGCUAAGGAAUUGAAGUAUAAGUAUGUAUGGGUUAAGUUUGGUCAGAUCUAUGUACGCAGGAAUGACUCUAGUAGUGCGGUGCUUAUAAAGAAUGAAGACUCUUUAAAGAAGUUGAGUUGA